This is a messenger RNA of Serinus canaria (Common canary), 3279 nucleotides long. RefSeq names its product alpha-endosulfine. Gene Ontology annotation, molecular function: protein phosphatase inhibitor activity. The transcript is spliced from 3 exons. The coding region runs from base 138 to 935 and encodes 265 amino acids. Lineage: Eukaryota; Metazoa; Chordata; Aves; Passeriformes; Fringillidae. The record is from RefSeq and is a predicted model, not a curated record. Gene Ontology annotation, cellular component: cytoplasm.
CCCGGGCUCUGUCCGUGUUUCAUGGGUGCAGCUGCCAGCGUUGGCAUUUCCAGGGGCACUGGCGGUGCCCGGGAGGGGCGGGAUGUCCCCAGGGUGUUGGUGACACCGGUCACAGGAGCUGCGCGUGGUCUCAGCUGAUGGGUGGGGGUGAGCUCCCUUCUCCCCCAGGCCCCUUUUCCUUUCCGGGGGCCCUUUCGGGGCUUUUCGGUGUCCCCGCAUCCCGCGGUCCCCCGCGAUGUCCCCGCACCCUCCCGGAUCCGGGCUCGAACCCGCGGCCCUGUGAGACCGGGGAAGCCCCGCCCCUUCCCCACCCACUCGACGUUUCUCACUUUCUAUUGGCUACUGUUUGUGCCAGUCACGGCUGCCCCGCCCUGUUAUUUGCACCGCCUCCUCUCGGUGCCCCUCCCCUCGCACGCACUGAUUGGUCAGGUGUGAUGUCACUGCCACUGCUUCUCUGCGUUCAUUGGGUAGAGCUGCUGUCCAUCACGCAGCUGAGGCAGUGGAGGCGGUGGCGGCCAUUUUGGAGCAGGGCGCGGGGCCGCACGCAGCGGCGGGAGCGCAGAGCCUCCCCCCUCCCCGCCAUGGCAGCCCCGCUCGGUACCGGCGCCUUCACGGAGGAGACCGGGCAGGAGAAACAGGGCUCAGAGAAGGCCCCAGGGCUCUCCCCGGAGAGGGCAGAGGAGGAAAAGCUCAAGGCCAAAUAUCCCAACCUGGGCCAGAAACCCGGGGGCUCUGAUUUCCUCAUGAAGAGGCUGCAGAAAGGGCAAAAAUACUUCGACUCUGGCGACUACAACAUGGCCAAGGCCAAGAUGAAGAACAAGCAGCUGCCAAGUGCUGGCCCUGACAGGACCCUGGUGACAGGAGAUCACAUCCCCCGGCCCCAGGACCUGCCCCAGAGGAAAUCCUCGCUGCUCACCAGCAAGCUGGCAGGGUAGCUGCCCUCCCACCCGGGGCUGCCCCCUCUUUUGGUCUCUUCUUUUGGCUCAAGGGGUUGAAUUUCGCUGGGCAGUUGGGAUGGCAGCAGCAGAAAUGUUUGAGGGUUGGCAGCAAAGGCAGCCCAGAGCUGGCUGGGGGCAGGGCUGGGCUGCCCCUUCCUCCCAGAGAGGCUCUGCCUUAAGUUUGGCUGCUGGGUGGAACCAGCCUGGCUGCCAGAGCCACUGGGGCUGUGCCAGGGCCUGUGCCAGGAGCUGUGCCAGGAGCUGUGCCAGGAGCUGUGCCAGAGCCACUGGAGCUGUGCCAGGAGCUGUGCCAGAGCCCCUGGAGCUGUGCCAGGGGCUGUGCCAGAGCCACUGGAGCUGUGCCAGGAGCUCUGCCAGAGCCCCUGGAGCUGUGCCAGGAGCUGUGCCAGGAGCUGUGCCAGGAGCUGUGCCAGGAGCUGUGCCAGGAGCUGUGCCAGGGGCUGUGCCAGGGGCUGUGCCAGAGUCACUGGAGCUGUGCCAGGGGCUGUGCCAGGGGCUGUGCCAGGGGCUGUGCCAGAGCCACUGGAGCUGUGCCAGGGGCUGUGCCAGGAGCUGUGCCAGAGCCCCUGGAGCUCUGCCAGGACCUCUGGAGCUGUGCCAGGGGCUGUGCCAGGAGCUGUGCCAGGAGCUGUGCCAGAGCCACUGGAGCUGUGCCAGGAGCUGUGCCAGAGCCCCUGGAGCUCUGCCAGGAGCUGUGCCAGAGCCACUGGAGCUGUGCCAGGAGCUGUGCCAGGAGCUGUGCCAGGAGCUGUGCCAGAGCCACUGGGGCUGUGCCAGGGGCUGUGCCAGAGCCACUGGAGCUGUGCCAGGAGCUGUGCCAGGGGCUGUGCCAGAGCCCCUGGAGCUGUGCCAGGAGCUGUGCCAGGGGCUGUGCCAGAGCCACUGGAGCUGUGCCAGGAGCUGUGCCAGGGGCUGUGCCAGGGGCUGUGCCAGGGGCUGUGCCAGGAGCUGUGCCAGAGCCACUGGGGCUGUGUCUGGAGCUGUACCAGGGGCUGUGCCAGGAGCUGUGCCUGGAGCUCUGCCAGAGCCCCUGGAGCUCUGCCAGGAGCUGUGCCAGGGGCUGUGCCAGGAGCUUGGCUGAAUUUGGCCAGAGGGACAAACCCAGAAGAGCUUGGCUGAGCUUGACCAGAGGGACAAACCUGAAGAUCUUGGCUGAAUUUGGCCAGAAGGGCUUGGCUGAAUUUUGUCAGAGGGACAAAACCAGGAGAUCAUGACUGAAUUUGGUCAGAGGGACAAACCAGAUGGGCUUGACUGAGUUUGGUCAGAGGGACAAAACCUGAAGAGCUUGGCUGAGUUUGGCCAGAAGGACAAAGUCAGAAGAGUUUGGCCACAGAGACAAAACCAGAGAGGCUGCACUGAGCUUGGCCAGAAGAGCUUGCCUGAGCUUGCCCACGGUGUCUCAGCUGCCUCAGGGCCAGGGGACACUUCCUCUGUCCCUGUCCCUCGUGGCCCAGGGGGUGAGCCCAGCUCCUGUGGGCCAGCAGAGCUGGGAGCUGAGGGCAGCAGGAGGAGCUCAGGGCACAGCAGAGCCCAGCCCUGGGUGCUCUCCCGGCAGCCUGGGGGGGUUUGUGCUGCUGGGGCUGAUCUUGGAGGGAGGGAGAGAGGCAGGAACCCCCCAGAAAGGGAUAAAAGUGGGAAGGGUGUGGAGGCAAAGCUGUGCUUUGGAAGGGUUGGGCAUCCCAAGCUUGGAUUUGGGGUUUUUUCCCAAUUUUUUUUAUUCCUUUUAUUCCUUUUUUAUUCCUUUCUUGUGUUUUGUCUCAAGCCUGGGUGGGGGGGGGAAUAACAAAAACCCCAAAUGAACACCAACAUCAGAACAAAAAACCCCAAAUUUAACAACCUAUUGCUGCAGAGCGGGGCUGGGGGUGGCACUGUCCCCUCCUGGUGCCACUUCUCCAUGCAGGGACAAAUUUGGGCACAGCUGUGCCAGGGCAUCCCAAAACUUUGAUUUAUUUUUUUCCCUUCUUGUUUUUCCUUUCAAACCUGGAAGGGGAAAAACCCCAGAACUCCCAAAUUGGGGGUUAAUAUCAGUAUCAGAACAAAAAACCCCAAAUUUUAGAACCUGCAGAGCCAGGGCUGGGGGUGGCACUGUCCCCUCCUGCUGCCCUGGUGACACUUUUCCAUGCAGGGACAGGGCCUGGGGGGGGGUUGGCACCUGUCCCUUGUCCCCUCAGGGUCCUGCUCUGGCCUCCUGGCCCUGCACUCCCUCCUUGGCUGUCCUGUCUGUCUGUCUGUCCCAGCCACGUUGUAAAUAGAUGACAAAUAUAUAUAUAUAAAAAACAAAUAUAUAAAUAUAUAAAUAUAUAAUUUUUUAACAUGUUCA